AUGACUUUGUUUAUUCUGAUAUCCUACUUAAUUUUCUUUACAGGUGUUACAAUAAAGUCAUCAGAAUAUGCAUCUAAUGGAUUAACAAGAAUGAAUCAUCUCUCAGCCAAUCGCUCGCAACCGGAGAAAAUCGCUGAAGCCUUUUUCCUUGGAGUCCUUUUAGUGGUCGCUUUUCUUUUGAACAUUGCAAUAUGCCAAGCCAUGCUAUUUCCCUACCGUCUAAAGACGCCUUCAAACUUAUUUCCGUUUUCCUUAGCUAUAGCAAGUUUAUUUCUAACGAUAUUGCACACCCCUUACACCAUGGCGUCGGUAAUUACGGACCGAUGGCCAUUCAACAACGCGUGGUGUCAGACUUCUGGCAUGUUGAUCAAUCUGCUUUCAAUGGCAUCGAACUUUUCAGUAGUAACCAUUGCAGUUCAUCGCUAUUACCUCAUUGUUGAACCCCUUUAUGCCACGAUAAGCCUGCGCCGAGCCAGGAAAAUUGUUGCUUUUGUGUGGUUCACUUCUAUCGUUACUGCAAUUCCGCCAUUAUUUGGCUGGAAUUCUUACAGAUACGUCCCUGGAAAAGCAUUUUGCACAGUUGAUUGGCAAGAUGGUGGACCUAGCCUGGUUUAUACAUUUUAUCUCAUGACUGUAAGUUUCUUGGUGCCAUUUGGAAUUCUGAUGUACAUUUACCGCGCUAUUUAUCUCAAGACAAAACGCCAACGGAUGAUUACGGGCUAUAAUACCCUUCAAGGACUUCACAGCGAGCAUUUGACGGCAAAGCCGACCGAACGUUCGCGAACCAUCUAUCAAAAGUUUGUUUUUUGGGUUAGACAAAGGAGAAGAAAUUCACAGUAUAGCGUGUCUUCGCCUUCAACUUCCGAGAGAGGGAAUAUAUCUUCUCCUGCAACGUCUGUCUCUUUAUCCUUCGAGGCAUCUAACACUAUAGAAAAGGAGAAAGAACUCAAGAGAAAGAAAGAAGCUCUCAAACGCACUCUCACACGGCAAAGUUCUGUUUACGAGCAGAAAACAGUUCAAAGCGCGCUUCUUUUACUUACAACAUUUCUCGUCAUUUUGUCUCCUUAUUACAUCGUUGGUAUAUGGUCAGGUCUUUCUCAAUCAAGCCCUUCAACGGUAGUAGACUUCAUAGUUACCUAUAUAUUCGUUUCCAUGGCAGCUGUCAAUCCAAUCUUAUACGGCUUCUUUAAUCGCCAUAUAAGGAGAGCAGUAUUGAAAUCCGCAAUAGGCCAAUUAGCUUGUCAAGUUUGCAAAUGCUGUAGCGGAGAUUCAGGGAUACGAGGAUCUUAUCCAGUCAAUGAAACGGAACGUAGAUACAACGGUCUGGAAUCAGACCGCUGA
Messenger RNA from Porites evermanni, 1341 nucleotides. NCBI's taxonomy places the organism in Eukaryota, Metazoa, Cnidaria, Anthozoa, Scleractinia, Poritidae. The record is from the annotation of a GenBank genome assembly.